AUGGGAGUCGAAUCUAUUGUCAUUUGUGUGGAUAACAGUGAGUGGAUGCGUAAUGGAGACUUUAUUCCCACAAGACUACAUGCUCAACAAGAUGCUGUCAAUGUAGUUGCUCGUUUCAAGACUAAAGAGAAUGUAGAGACAUCCAUUGGACUGUUAACAUUUAGCGACACUCAAGUUCGUGUACCUCUGACAACAGACUACAACAAAAUUGCUAAGAGCUUACAAACUGUUGAGCCCAAAGGUAGCAUUAAAUUCCUUACUGGUAUCAGAAUUGCUCAUCUUGUUCUGAAGCAUCGACUCAAUCGUAACCACAGGACAAGAAUUAUAGCAUUUGUUGCCAGUCCAAUCUCUGAAGAUAUGAAAGAGAUGGAGCGUUUAGCAAAGAGAUUGAAGAAAGAGAAGAUUCAUGUUGAUGUUGUUAGCUUUGGAGAAGAAGAGGAGAACAUUGAUAAACUCUCUCACUUUAUUGAAACUAUUAAUGGCACAGAACAGAAAGAAUGUCAUCUUGUUCAGGCUCGCCCUGGUCCUAUGCUUUCUGAUAUUCUUAUCAACUCACCCAUCAUGGUGGGCGAGGAUGGUAAACCGAUUGGAUCUGGUUUUGACUUCUCUAUGGAUCCAAUGGCAGCUGAUGAUCCUGAGCUAGCUAUGGCUCUCAGGGUUUCAUUAGAGGAACAACGCCAACGUCAAGAUGAGGAGACACGUCGUGUUCAACAAGAGUCUUUGGAACAGAUGCAAACAGGAGAAGGGAUGAAUCAAGCCAUGGAAACAGAGGAGACAGAGACAACUGAUGCUAGUACUCUUCCUGGUACUGCAGAGAGAGAAGAAGAGGAUGUAGAGAUGCAAGAAUUGAUGCAAAACAAGGAGUUUUUACAAUCUGUAUUGAGUUCAUUACCAGGUGUUAAUCCUGAGGAAGCUCUUCAGAAUUACAGGAGAUGA
Molecule: messenger RNA, 936 nt
Organism: Gigantopelta aegis
Lineage: Eukaryota; Metazoa; Mollusca; Gastropoda; Neomphalida; Peltospiridae
Product: 26S proteasome non-ATPase regulatory subunit 4-like
Exons: 8
Coding region: 1-936 (311 amino acids)
Biological process (GO): proteasome-mediated ubiquitin-dependent protein catabolic process
Cellular component (GO): nucleus; cytosol; proteasome regulatory particle, base subcomplex
Molecular function (GO): polyubiquitin modification-dependent protein binding
Source: RefSeq, a predicted model, not a curated record